AUCUAUUCACAAGACUGCAACUCCCGUUAUUACAGCAACUACUUUACAGAUGCUGUAACACAAACCCGUACUUACUAUCGCGGUAUUCCGGCCGCCAUCCUGCUCACACCUCAUGUCAUCAUCGAGACUUCACUUUGCUAUCGCUUCACCUGGUCAACUGUUUGUGCCUGGGUUUCGUUCACAAAUAAUGCUCGCAUUUAUAAUCUAGAGCACUCUGACGCCCGAGAGCGGUUCCCAGAAGCCUUUCGGUCCAUACAGCCAGACCUUUCGCCAUCUCUCCUUUCCGAUCUCUUCUUUCUCUUCGCACUACUCCGUGACCGCGAUGAAGAGGGCCUGUGUCUAGUGCACAGCUCACAUGGUGAACAGUCUGAUCGUCUUGAUGCUCUACUACAAGACCGCACUCUACGGUGGGCAGGGCCAGGGAGGGAAAAUUGGGAUCAUGUCUGCAACAAGUGUCGCUUGCAGAAAGAUGUUUCCGGCAGUCGCUAUGCAAUACGGGCGGUUGUUGUCGAUGGCAUCACAAUCGGACGACCCUGUUGCAAUGUACAUGACUGUCAAAAUCCUCUUCCUACACAGCGCUCGCGUUUCUGCGAGACUCAUCGGGACCUCAAGAUGAUAUGUGCUGUAGUGGGUUGUAACCAGCAUGCAUCUCCUAACAAGCAGACCUGCCCUGAGCCCUCACACCGCGCUCUCGAGGACCCCAAUGGGCGUUCUGCCCUGUUCAUACUUAGGCGACGUUUGGAAAGACUUCAAACAUCUUCACUGGAGGAUGAAGGUACAGGAGUGUCCGAGGAGCUCACAGAGUACGAUGAAAAUGGAGAAUGUCCCUCCAAGUCUGAGGAGGGAAACGCAAAGCCACGCGCACGGUUUGGCCGGCGACGGACUCACAAUGAACAGCUGGUUGUUGCAACGUGCGGUGUCAUUCUGGGACGGGCAACUAUGUUUGGUUCUGAGGGCAUUGAUGGUGUCAUGCAAUUCUUGAAGAACAUGUUUCCGCUAUUACUCCCUCAGGUCAUCUUUUUCGACAAUGCAUGCAGUCUCAAGAAGCAUGUAAUUGCAUUGAAAGAGAAGCACUUCGAUAAUUGCAUCAUGCCCGUUGAUGCCUUCCAUGCAAAAACAAAACACAAGGAGUCGGACAACUUCUGCAACCAGCAUUGUAAUGCGGCGCAGUGGCCCGAGCUCUUUAAUGGCGACAAAUGGAUUUUCAAUUCGUCUGCGGCGGAGAUGACAAAUGCAUGGUUGGGUGGAUUUCAGGCUAUGGUUCGAGAGAUGCGAGCUGCUCGUUACGAUUUUUUUCUGGACGAAGUGAUCAAGUGGAGGAAUCGUCUCACUAUUGAGGAGCUUUCGAGAGUCGGUGCAGACCCGAAACUGCUAAAUUGA
Molecule: messenger RNA, 1380 nt
Organism: Dichomitus squalens LYAD-421 SS1
Lineage: Eukaryota; Fungi; Basidiomycota; Agaricomycetes; Polyporales; Polyporaceae
Exons: 4
Source: RefSeq, a predicted model, not a curated record